Aspergillus pseudotamarii is the source of this 3759-nucleotide messenger RNA. RefSeq names its product alpha-ketoglutarate dehydrogenase KGD1 (gene kgd1). Bases 498 to 3683 code for a protein of 1061 amino acids. Gene Ontology annotation, cellular component: oxoglutarate dehydrogenase complex; mitochondrion. The transcript is spliced from 3 exons. The record is from RefSeq and is a predicted model, not a curated record. Gene Ontology annotation, biological process: tricarboxylic acid cycle. Lineage: Eukaryota; Fungi; Ascomycota; Eurotiomycetes; Eurotiales; Aspergillaceae. Gene Ontology annotation, molecular function: oxoglutarate dehydrogenase (succinyl-transferring) activity; thiamine pyrophosphate binding.
GUGUGUGGUUGAGUCAGCAACGUGGCUUCUGCAGAGAGGAAAGCAGCCAGCCACAGCCACAGCCCGUCAUAGCCGUAGAUCUCGGCAAACCCUCUCUCACUCCUAGGAUCCUGCUUCCUUGUUCUCUCCUGUCUACCGACACGAGGUUCUUUUGCAACCUAGCUCUCCUCUCCCCCAAAUCAUCUUUUCUAUCCAGAGUGCGUGCGCUCUCUGAUGAGUCCGGUUUCUGUGCAGGUGCUACGGCAAUUCUAGUCGACACCUGUUUUCUGUGAUACGUCGUGCGUCUGCCCUUCCCUUGGCCCGUCUGAAAUUCUCGGCAGCUCUGGCAACAACAGUCGACGAGAAAAAAAAAUAUGCUAACGGACGGACUAGACCUCUUAUAUUUGAUUUGCAUUCCUAUAUCUUUUCAACUCUAGAGCCUUCCUAAUAGAAGCGCUUCCAACUCUUCUCUUGUCGUGAUCCCUUGUUCUUGUUAACGCUGUAAAAAAAAUCCCGCAAUGCUUCGUACCACAGCCCUCAAGGCCACCGGCAGCGGUAUGCUGCGCGGUGCUGCCUCCUCAGCCUCUAGGAGGUCUAUUUCUCUUGCUUCUACUGCCAGACAUGCCUCUUCCAACCAGAGCUCAAAAUUUGGCUUGACCACGAGACGACCUCUCGCCGUUGUUGAUCGUUUGUCCAACGGCAGGAGAGCAUACGCCGUCUCCGCGGAGGACACGAAUAAGGGCGUGGAUCCCAAUGAUUCCUUCCUCUCAGGCAACACUGCAAACUAUAUCGACGAGAUGUACCUGGCGUGGAAGAACGACCCGUCAAGCGUCCACAUCUCGUGGCAGACCUACUUCAAAAACAUGGAGGACGGCAACAUGCCUGUCUCACAGGCCUUCCAACCACCCCCGACAAUCGUCCCUACCCCGACCGGUGGUGUUCCCCAAACUAUGCCUGGCGCUGGUCUGUCUAUGGCUGCCGGCACCGACGUCACCAAUCACUUGAAGGUUCAGCUACUCGUUCGCGCCUACCAGGCUCGCGGUCACCACAAGGCUAAGAUCGACCCUCUGGGCAUCCGUGGUGAGGCUGAGGCCUUUGGCUACAACAAGCCCAAGGAACUCGAGCUUGAUCAUUAUGGAUUCACCGAGCGCGAUCUGGAUGAGGAGUUUACCCUUGGCCCCGGCAUUCUGCCGCGGUUCGCUACCGAGAGCCGUAAGAAGAUGACCUUGCGCGAAAUCAUCGCCACCUGUGAGAGUAUUUACUGUGGCUCUUACGGUGUGGAGUACAUCCAUAUCCCUGAUCGCAAGCCUUGCGACUGGAUCCGUGACCGCUUUGAGAUCCCCGAGCCUUACAAGUACUCUGUUGAUGACAAGCGCCGCAUUCUCGACCGUCUUAUUUGGAGUCACAGCUUUGAAUCCUUCCUUGCCACCAAAUUCCCCAACGACAAGCGUUUCGGUCUCGAGGGCUGUGAAUCGCUCGUCCCUGGUAUGAAGGCCUUGAUUGACCGUAGCGUUGACUACGGUAUCAAGGACAUCGUCAUCGGUAUGCCCCACCGUGGCCGUCUCAAUGUCCUGUCCAACGUUGUCCGUAAGCCGAACGAGUCCAUCUUCAGUGAGUUCUCUGGCUCCGCUGAGCCCUCCGAUGAAGGCUCUGGCGAUGUCAAGUACCACUUGGGUAUGAACUUCGAACGCCCUACUCCCUCCGGUAAGCGCGUCCAAUUGUCUCUGGUUGCCAACCCCUCCCACUUGGAAGCCGAAGACCCCGUCGUUCUCGGAAAGACCCGCUCUAUCCAGCACUACAACAAGGAUGAGAAGAAUUUCGACUCUGCUAUGGGUGUGUUGCUGCACGGUGAUGCGGCGUUUGCUGGCCAGGGUGUCGUGUACGAGACCAUGGGCUUCCACUCCCUGCCUGCUUACUCCACUGGCGGUACCAUUCACAUCAUCGUGAACAAUCAGAUUGGUUUCACUACCGAUCCUCGUUAUUCCCGUUCCACCCCCUACUGCUCGGAUAUCGCUAAGUCGAUUGAUGCCCCUGUUUUCCACGUCAACGGUGAUGACGUUGAGGCCGUGAACUAUGUCUGCCAGGUCGCCGCAGACUGGCGUGCGGAGUUCAAGAGCGAUGUCGUCAUUGACAUUGUCUGCUACCGUAAGCAGGGUCACAACGAGACCGACCAGCCGUCUUUCACUCAGCCCUUGAUGUACAAGCGUAUUGCCGCUCAGAAGAAUCAGCUUGACAAGUAUGUCGAGAAGUUGAUCACCGAGGGUACCUUCACUAAGGAGGACAUCGAUGAGCACAAGAAAUGGGUCUGGGGAAUGCUUAACGACAGCUUUGACCGUAGCAAGGACUACCAGCCUACUGGCAAGGAAUGGCUGACCUCCGCAUGGAACGGAUUCAAAACCCCUAAGGAGUUGGCCACCGAGGUUCUGCCUCACCUCCCCACCGGUGUUGAGGGUCCUCUUCUGAAGCACGUUGCUGACAAGGUUAGCGGUGCUCCCGAAGGCUUUACUCUGCACCGUAACCUCAAGCGUAUUUUGUCCAACCGCAAGAAGGCCGUGGAUGAGGGCAAGAACAUCGACUGGGCCACUGCCGAGGCUCUUGCUUUCGGCUCCCUCGUUUCGGAAGGCUACCAUGUCCGUGUCUCCGGUCAGGAUGUUGAGCGUGGUACUUUCUCCCAGCGCCAUGCCGUUCUGCAUGACCAGGAGAACGAGAACACCUAUACCCCUCUGCAGCACAUUUCUGAGGAUCAGGGCAGCUUCGUUAUCUCUAACUCCUCUCUGAGCGAAUUCGGAGCCCUUGGCUUCGAAUACGGUUACUCCUUAACCUCCCCUAACGCCCUCGUUAUGUGGGAAGCGCAGUUUGGUGACUUUGCCAACAACGCUCAGUGCAUUAUUGACCAGUUCAUUGCCUCCGGAGAAUCCAAGUGGUUGCAACGCUCCGGUCUUGUUGUCUCCCUGCCCCACGGUUACGAUGGCCAGGGCCCAGAGCACUCCUCCGGCAGAAUGGAGCGCUGGUUGCAGCUCUGUAACGAGGAACCUCGUAUCUUCCCCUCUCAGGACAAGCUUGACCGCCAGCACCAAGACUGCAACAUGCAGAUUGCGUACAUGACUGAGCCUGCUAACCUGUUCCACAUCCUGCGUCGCCAGAUCCACCGCCAGUUCCGCAAGCCUCUUGUGAUUUUCUUCUCGAAGGCACUCCUCCGUCAUCCGAUUGCCCGCUCUGAUAUUGAGGCCUUUUCGGGCGACUCUCACUUCCAGUGUAUCAUCCCUGACCCCGCUCAUGGCUCUGCCAUUGAUGAGCCUGAGAAGAUUGAGCGUGUCAUCCUGUGCUCUGGACAAGUUUACGCUUCCUUGCUGAAGCACCGUGAGGCUAAUGGCAUCCGCAACACUGCUAUCACUCGUAUCGAGCAGCUCCACCCCUUCCCUUGGGCACAGCUCAAGGAGAACCUCGACAGCUACCCCAACGCCCGUAACAUUGUCUGGGCUCAGGAAGAGCCUCUGAAUGCGGGUGCCUGGAGCUACACCCAGCCUCGCAUUGAGACUCUGCUGAACGAGACCGAGCACCACAACCGUCGUCACGUUCUCUACGCUGGUCGUUCGCCCAGUGCAUCCGUGGCCACUGGUCUCAAGAGUGUCCACCUCAAGGAAGAACAGGAAUUCCUCGAGGAGGCCUUCUCCGUUCACCAGGAGCGGUUGAAGGGUGAGUAAGCUUGUGGAUAAUUUAGAGCAAGGGAUAUAUUAGCCUGUACUAGGUGCCUUGUCUUCAGAGAAUUGAGGCAGCGAA